Molecule: messenger RNA, 3102 nt
Organism: Phialemonium atrogriseum
Lineage: Eukaryota; Fungi; Ascomycota; Sordariomycetes; Cephalothecales; Cephalothecaceae
Product: family 35 glycosyl hydrolase
Exons: 16
Coding region: 1-3102 (1033 amino acids)
Biological process (GO): carbohydrate metabolic process
Cellular component (GO): vacuole
Molecular function (GO): beta-galactosidase activity
Source: RefSeq, a predicted model, not a curated record
AUGCCAGCCCUCUCGCGAUUGUUCGGGUUGGCAUUGUGGGCCUUGUUAGCCUUAAACGCGACCCUCGCCCAAGGUGAAGAAUGGCCCCGACACAACAACGGGUUGACGACGUCUGUGGAAUGGGACCAUUACAGCUACAUCAUCAAUGGCCAGCGUCUUUUUGUCUUCUCUGGGGAGUUUCACUACUGGAGGUUGCCUGUACCCGAGCUCUGGAGAGACCUGUUGGAGAAGAUUAGAGCUGCUGGCUUCAACACUUUCUCCAUCUACAACCACUGGGGGUACCAUGAGUCGUCACCAGGCUCUCUUGACUUUGAGAGUGGAGCACACAACUUCACCUCCAUUAUGAAGUUAGCAAAGGAGCUCGGCAUGUACAUGAUCAUUCGGCCAGGCCCGUAUGUCAAUGCCGAGGCGAAUGCUGGCGGAUACCCCCUAUGGCUCACCACUGGUGAAUACGGUGUCCUGAGGACCAACGAUACAAAGUAUACUGAUGCAUGGAUGUCAUAUUGGUCAACGGUAUCCCAGAUAGUCAAACCGCAUCUGAUCACCAAUGGCGGCAACGUCAUCAUGUUCCAGAUCGAGAACGAGCUGGACGGGCAGUGGAAGAGCAUCCCGGACAAGAUUCUAAACCCCCCCGUGGCCGGAUACAUGCAGGCACUCGAGGACGUUGCUAGAGAUAACGGCAUCGAUGUUCCUCUUAGCCACAAUUCGCCAAACAUGGGCGGAUACUCCUGGUCGAAAGACUUCUCGAACAUGACUGGCAAUGUCGAUGUUGUAGGACUCGACAGUUACCCGUCCUGUUGGAGCUGCAACCUGAGCGAGUGUACCGGCACGAAUGGGGAAUACGUCGCUUAUCAAGUGGUGGACUAUUAUACAUACUUCACUAAGCAAUCUCCAACUCAGCCCAACUCCAUGCCCGAGUUCCAGGGUGGAUCGUAUAAUCCAUGGGGCGGGCCACAGGGCGGUUGUCCCAGUGACAUCGGGGUCGACUUUGCCAACAUGUUCUACCGCAACCUCAUCUACCAGCGAGUGACGGCAAUCUCUCUGUAUAUGCUAUAUGGAGGGACCAACUGGGGCUGGCUUGCCUGCCCUGUCGUCGCCUCGAGUUAUGACUACUCGUCGCCAAUAUCGGAAAAUAGGGCGAUUGGAGACAAGUACCACGAGACGAAGCUCCUCACUCUUUUUACCAGAGUGGCCAAAGAUCUCGCCAAAACAGAUCGUCUUGGCAAUAACACGGAAUACUCGAGCAACUCGGCAAUCACCACUGCUGAGUUACGGAACCCUGACACCAAUGCGGCAUUCUAUGUUACCAUGCACGAAUCAUCUCCGUCCGGCACGCUAGAAACGUUCAAAUUGAAAGUGAAUACGUCAGAGGGAACAUUCUGGAUCCCACAACACGGAGGAACAAUUACCAUAAAUGGCCACCAAUCCAAGAUCAUCGUGACCGACUUCAAUUUUGGCUCCAAGACACUCCUCUACUCCACUGCCGAGGUCCUUACAUAUGCCAUCAUCGACAACAAAGAGGUCCUUGUGCUUUGGCUUCCGACAGGGGAGUCGGGGGAGUUUGCCAUCAAUGGAGUGGCCUCUGCGAAGAUCUCAUCGCCGGACGGGUCGGCAAGAGAGGAUUCAACAAAUCUGAAGCUCCACAGCGGGGAGGAAAAUAUCACAGUUUCAUACACACAAGGGCCGGGGAUGACACUGGUCGAUCUUGCAGAUGGGUCCAGCGUGGUUCUCCUGGAUCGAAGUGCUGCGUAUAACUUCUGGGUCCCGUCCUUGGGCAGCGAUCCGUUGACACCGGAAAACAAUACUGUCCUGGUCCAGGGGCCAUACCUGGUUCGCUCGGCCAAGUUGAACGCCGAAACGAGGACUCUUGAACUAACAGGAGACCUUGACCUUGACACCACGAUUAUCUACGUAUUUGCUCCGAGAGCAGCCUGUUCGAUAUCCUGGAAUGGUCAAAAGUUGGAAAUUAUUUCCAAGAAUGGACAGUUGGUGAAGGCGACCCUGGAGGGUCCAGCCUCCUUUAAACUACCAAGCCUCGGUCCAUGGAAAUCACUCGACAGCCUGCCCGAAAUUAAGACUAGCUACUCCGCCUCAUCUGACGCCUGGGUUGACGCAAACAAGACCACCACCUUCAACCCAACCAAGCCCGACGCCCACAACCCCGUCCUCUACGUCGACGACUACGGCAUCCACACAGGCAACCACAUCUACAGGGCGACAUUCCCCAGCACCCCCGAACCACCCACAGGCAUCUUCCUCGACAUAACAGGUGGCCUAGCCUUCGGCUUCUCCGCCUGGCUCAACUCCCGCCUCAUCGGCUCCUAUCUCGGCCUCUCCUACGCGGGCCAGGGCCAACUCACCCUCGCCUUCGACAACGCGACCCUCCACGCCGACAGCGACAACGUCCUCGUCAUCGUCAUGGACAAUUCCGGCCACGACCUCCGCGAGGCCGCCGUCCAGCCCCGCGGCAUAUCCAACGCCACCCUCCUGGGACCCGCCGCUGACCGCGCAUCCGGGGGGCCGGGGUACCGAUUCGGCGGGUGGAAGAUCGCCGGCGGCGGCGGCGGGGCGGAAGCCGCCUUGGACCGCGUCCGCGGACCCCUCAACGAGGGAGGCCUGUUCGCCGAGCGCGUCGGUGCGCACCUGCCCGGGUUCCCCGAAACCGGCACGGAGUGGGAAUGGGCGGACGUCGGUGGCGACGGCGACGCGAGGCUACGCGUGGAGGGAGCCGGGAUAAGGGUGUUUCGGACGGUGGUGCCGCUGCGGGUUCCGCGGGGGCUGGAUGUUGCGGUGACGUUCCGGCUGACGGUCCCCGGCGGCAGUAGCAACCGGUUGCGGGCGCUGCUUUUCGUCAAUGGGUACCAGUAUGGGCGAUUUAGUCCGUAUAUCGGUAACCAGGUCGACUUUCCGGUCCCGCCUGGGGUCCUUGACUAUGAUGGGGAUAACACUGUUGCUGUGACGGUGUGGAGCCAGAGUGCCGAGGGGGCGGAGGUCGGGGUUGAAUGGAAUUUGGAUUACGUCCAUUCGAGCAGCUUCGAUAUGGGCUUUGACGGGGCGCACUUGAGGCCGGGAUGGACGGAGGAUAGGCUGAAGUAUGCUUGA